Messenger RNA from Plasmodium relictum, 2415 nucleotides. Its product is annotated as conserved Plasmodium protein, unknown function. The transcript is spliced from 2 exons. The record is from RefSeq and is a predicted model, not a curated record. Bases 1 to 2415 code for a protein of 804 amino acids. Lineage: Eukaryota; Apicomplexa; Aconoidasida; Haemosporida; Plasmodiidae.
AUGUCAAACGAUUCAAAUUAUAUAAAAACAAAUAACUCUUCUACUAUAUCCAGUAAAAGUAUAAAGGAUUAUUUAUCUAAUAGCAUUAAGAGUAAUAAAAAUUGGUUUGCUAUUGAAAAUAUAAAAUUGAGAAAUAAAAUAAAAAAUUUAAAAAUAAAAUAUGAAAAACUUCAGAGAAAUCUAAAUAUCAAAUGCCAAUUAUUAAAAAAUAGAAAAAAGAGUUUACUUAUAGAUAAUUAUUACUUAAAACUAGACAAACUGUUGGAUGAUAAAAAAAUAAGAAGAAAUUAUAAAAAUUCCCUAAUUCAAACUGACAUAACUUUUCCAAAUCACUUUUUCGUGAGAUGGGAUAGCUACUUUGAUAAUUGUGAAAUUAAAAAAAUCUCAAGUGAUAGUGAAAUUGAAAUUUUAAAAAAAACGUUUUUCAAGAAAAGUAUAAGUGAAUUUAGAUUAGAAAGUAUUUUAGAAAAAAAAUCAAAUGAUUUAAUUAAUAAAAGGAAAAAAGAAAAAAAUGAAAAUAAAUAUAAUAAUAUAAUCCAUGAUAGAAAUUUCUUUUCCUCCGUUGAUAAAGAAAGUAGUAGUAAUUUAAAAAAAAAAAAUAUAAUUUAUAAAAACCUUUCAAAAUCUAUUACAUAUAUUGAUGAUAAAAUAAGUUACAUGAAUGAGGUUAAAAAGGAUAUAAAAGAUGAAAUAAGAGAUUUAUAUGAUGAAAAAAAAUAUAUAUACUCAAAUUGCAAUUUACAAAGAUACUUAAAUGAUAUAUCAGGAAAUAAUGAAAAAAGAUAUAACAAAAAUGAUGAUAAUAAUAGUAAUAGGAAGAACGAUAUUUUGCUUGAAAAAAAAAUAAAUGAAAAUCCAAAAAAAAUUCCAAAAAAUUGUGAGAAUAUUGCAAAUAUACAUGAAAACAAUAUUGACAAAAAUAGCAAAGCAUAUAAUUUAGAAAUAUGUGACGAAAAAAUAUUUAAUGCAAAAGAACUUAAAGACGCUUUCUAUAAUAAUGCAAAUGAAUCAAAAAAUGAAAAUAUUCAAGAAAAUGAGGAAUUUAAUUACAAUACUAUAAAAAAAAUAAUUUUAAAAAGAAAUAAAAAUAGGAAUAAUGAAAUUAGUGAGAUAAAAAAGGGAAACUUUUUUAUAAAUUUGAAUGAAAAAAAUAAAGAUACUGGUGAAAUUUCUAAUGAGAAAUAUUCUUUAGAUACAAUAAAAAAAAAAAAUACAAUGAAUGAAACUUUUAAUAAUAUAAGAUAUAACAAAAAUGAAAUUAUUGAAAGAAGCAGUAAAAUAUAUUGCGAUAAAAUGAGGGAUGAUAUGUUACAUAAUGAAGUAUUAUAUGUGAAUAACAAAGAUGAUUUAAAUUAUGAUGAUAAUCUUAAGAAUAAAAAUAUAUUUGUUGAUGGACCAAAUCUUAAUAAUAUGAAAAAUAAUAGUAAUAAAAUAACAAAUAGUAAUUAUUGUAAUUUAUUCAAAAAUGAUGAUACUUUGUCUAUCUUUUCAGAAAAGAAAAAAAAAAUAGAAGAUGAUGAAUUAAAUGGAAAUAAAGACAAUUACAGUAAAUUUUUCGAUAAAAAUAUAAUUUUAAAUAGGAAAAGUAAGAACAUUGAAUCCAAUUACAUUAUAAAAGAACAUUUUGAUAAAAAGCAAAAUGCAGAUAAAAAUAAAAUUAAGUUAGAAAAAAUUAGAUGCUCCAAAUCAUUACAAGAAAAUUCUAGAAAAUUCUCUGAAAAAAAAGAAAGAUAUAUUGAUAUUCUUUUAAAAAAUACUACAAAGAAUUGUGAAAAAACAAUUGUGGCAAAUAACUUUCGAAAAGCAGAGACAGAAUUUUAUAAAAAUAAAUCCAUUUUAAAUUAUCCUUUAAAAUUUAAAAAUAAGAGUAAAGAAUCAUCUUUUAGGAAAUCUUCUUCAAGCUAUUUUAAAAAGAGUAAAAAUCAGACAAGAUACAGUUUGCUAAAUCAUUUAGAAAAGAAAAAUUUUAAUACUCCAAAAAAAUUAUCAAAAAAGAACAAACAAAAAUUUUAUAAUCACAGAAAGUUUUCUCUUUAUAGUGAUAUUUAUUUAGAUGAAUAUUCUUCUGAAUUAGAGUCAAACAACAAAAAAAAAAAAAUUGAUCUUAUUUCUUCUUUGGUAAAAGAAAGUACACAUAUUUUUAAUGUAGAAAAUGGUUCAGAGAAUAAAGAUAAUAUUAUAUAUGAAAAUAAAAAAAGUUAUAAAAAUUUUCUUUUAGAUGAAAAAAGAAAAAAAGCAAUAAAAAAAAAAAAAAAUAAUAAAAUUUCAAAGAAUAUUAAUCAAUUGUUUAAUGAAGACGAUGAUUCUAUUUUAAAGGAUGAUAGUUUUUCUUUGAAUGAUAUUGAGAGAACUACUGACGAAAUAUGGAGGAUAUCUUUGGAAUAUAAAAAAAAAGCAUUCCUUUUUUAUUUAUGA